Molecule: messenger RNA, 2188 nt
Organism: Etheostoma spectabile (orangethroat darter)
Lineage: Eukaryota; Metazoa; Chordata; Actinopteri; Perciformes; Percidae
Product: probable polypeptide N-acetylgalactosaminyltransferase 8
Exons: 11
Coding region: 106-1980 (624 amino acids)
Biological process (GO): protein O-linked glycosylation
Cellular component (GO): Golgi apparatus
Molecular function (GO): polypeptide N-acetylgalactosaminyltransferase activity
Source: RefSeq, a predicted model, not a curated record
UGUGUGUGUGUUUAGGGGUGUGGAGAAAGAGCGAGCACCUGAAAUUAAAGGCACGGGAAUAUUUUCUUUUCCUUUUAAUGCAAGGCCAAGAAAAAAACACAUGCCAUGAACAGAAGCACCAGGAUGAAAUUUGGCUGGAUUAAAGGAUCAAUUAUGGCCUCUGCCAUGGUUAUGGCUCUGUUAUACCUGGGCUCCAUAAAGAGGGAGGUCUACAUCCAUUCACAGAGACUCCAGAGGGCCCAUCACAAUGUCUCCGUCAGGGAUCAGGGAAUGCUCACAAGGCUGGACAAGAUGGAAAUGGACAUCAGCAAGCUGCUCAAUCUUAUGAAUAAACUUGAAAAGAAGGAACCGGUGAAACUCAAUGCAGAGGUGAAGAAGGAGAGGAAGGUUGUGAGGAAGCUAUACCCGAACUCAGCUCUGUUCAGCAAGUGGGGCGAUGAGCUAUCAGAGGAGGAGCAGAAGGAGGCUGAGAGGUUGUACCAGAGAUACGGCUACAACGCCUUCCUCAGCGACAGGCUGCCCCUGAACAGAGAGAUCCCGGAUACCAGGCCCGCCAGGUGCGUUGAGAGGAAGUACCCCGAGGAUUUGCCUUCAAUCAGCGUUGUGUUAAUCUACCUGGAUGAAGCUCUUUCUAUCAUCAAAAGGGCCAUCCGCAGCAUCAUAGACAAGACGCCAGCUCGGCUGCUGAAAGAAAUCAUACUGGUGGACGACCACAGCACCAAUGAGGAUUUAAUGGAGAAACUGGACGAAUACGUCAACUCUAUCAACGAGGAGUUGCCAGGGCUGGUGAAGAAAGUUAGGCACUCUGAGCAGCUCGGCCUCACCCAGGCUAGACUGUCGGGAUGGAGGGUUGCUGUGGGGGACGUAGUGGCCAUCUUAGAUGCUCACAUAGAAGUCCAUGUGCAAUGGGCGGAACCGUUGUUAGCUCGGAUUAAAGAGGAACGCACUGUGAUAUUGACACCAGUGUUUGACAAAGUCAAUUUUGAUGACCUGACACUGAAUCCCUAUAUACCGGCGGCGGAUGCCUUCGACUGGGCUCUGUGGUGCAUGUAUGAGUCCUUCAGACCUGAGUGGUACGCUUUAAAAGACGACUCACAGCCUGGAAAGAGCCCCUCCGUAAUGGGGAUUCUUGUAGCUGAUCGUAAGUUCUUUGGCGAGAUUGGAAGCCUUGAUGGUGGAAUGAAAAUAUAUGGUGGUGAAAAUGUGGAACUCGGCAUCCGGGUGUGGCUGUGUGGAGGAAGCAUAGAAGUUAUACCUUGCUCUAAAAUUGCCCACAUUGAAAGGGCCAAAAAGCCUUAUCUUCCAAACUUGAGUGAAAUGGUGAAGCGUAAUGCACUGAGGGUGGCAGAGGUGUGGAUGGACGAAUAUAAAUACAAUGUCAACAUUGCCUGGAACCUUCCCAUAGAGAACCAUGGGAUAGAUAUCGGGGAUGUUUCGGAAAGGAAAAAGCUGAGAGAGAAGCUUAAGUGCAAGCCCUUUAAGUGGUAUCUUGAUAAUAUUUAUCCCCUGCUGGACCCUCUGAAGGACUUGCUAGGUUAUGGAGUGCUGAUAAAUGAUCUGGAGCCAUCUAUCUGCAUUGACCAAGGCCCAAUGCCUGGGAACAUACCCAUUGUAUAUGGAUGCCACUACUACUCUCCUCAGCACUGUUAUUACCGCACAGACGGACAACUCUUCAUCGGUGGAAUCAAAUCUCACAAGUACAACAGCAACCGUUGUCUGGUGGACCCCGGCAGUGGAGUCUACCCGGGACUGUACGAUUGCAAAAUGGCCCAGCAGAAGAAAUUCCACAUGCUGUGGGAUUUCAAACAGAAUGGACCUAUCCAGAACAGAGAAACAAAGAGAUGCCUGGAAAUUGUGCAGGUUGACGGCUAUUACAAACUUGUUGUUCAGCAAUGUAGCAGUCAAAGCUGGAAGAUACAACAUCUAAUCGAAGACCACAGAAAGACUGGAGGGCAUGUCCCAGAAGACAAGUUACAGUAACUGAGCCUUUAUUGCACAAAAACUGCAUCUCAGAGAAAGAACGACUGCUUGUCUUUGGGGGUGAGUUUACAUUUUGCACCAGAGGAGUUAGAUCCACAAGAGUCAAAGUGUGCAAUCAAAGUUGUGAAUUACUUUUACUUUAUUAUUUUGGCCUUGUAAGUUUUGACAAAUGUUACUUUCUUGGUUUUGAAUACAAGCAUGUGCUCUU